Molecule: messenger RNA, 2016 nt
Organism: Penicillium pulvis
Lineage: Eukaryota; Fungi; Ascomycota; Eurotiomycetes; Eurotiales; Aspergillaceae
Product: ABC1 kinase family protein
Exons: 3
Coding region: 1-2016 (671 amino acids)
Cellular component (GO): mitochondrion
Source: RefSeq, a predicted model, not a curated record
AUGAGGACGGUCCUCCUCAGUCGUUUUUGCUUUCGACGCGGGAUCCAACGUAUCCCGCGACAUCAUUUCACAUCAUGGCAACCUACCAAGCAAGUCCCGCGGCGGGGCCGGAUCAUCAGCGGACUGGUGAUGACCGCUUUGGCACCCAGCGCAUUCCUCAAGUUGGCAGAGGCAGAUCACCCUGAGAAGACGGGUGAAAUGCAAAUGCUUGAGGCUUCACGCGAUGAGAUCCGGAAAGCUGUUUCUCCAGACGCCCGGGGCUUAUCGCGGGUCUGGCAAUCCCUCUCUGUCACAUUCUACUACUAUGUCUAUGACCCAAUCGCUACCGGAUUGAGAUUCUUGCACCUAUUCGUGAUUUUCAUGCCGGUUGUAGUAACCGUGCCUGCUAUCUGGAUUGGCCGGGCUGUUGAAACUAGAAAUGGGGCGCAAUCGGGUACAAUCUGGUGGUAUCGGUUCUUGGUCAAGGCGAUGGAGCGCGCUGGACCUGCUUUUAUCAAGCUUGGUCAAUGGGCUGCUUCACGAACUGAUAUAUUUCCUCCGGAAAUGUGCGCCGUCAUGUCCUCACUCCAUUCCAAUGCGCCCGCUCAUUCCCUUCGCGAUACCAAGCGGACAAUCCGAAAGGCAUUCAAUGGUCUUCCAUUUGAAGAGAUCUUUGAGGAGUUCGACGAAAAGCCUUUGGGCGUUGGUGCCAUUGCACAAGUCUAUAAAGCGAAACUCAAACCGAGCCUAGCGACUACAAACCAGGAGCUAGGUCAUGAGCCGAUCACCUUGGGAGAGAAGAUGCGCAAGAACGUCGACGUGCUAGUCAAGGACUCACCACAUCGUGUACCAUCAUCAUAUGUCGCGAUCAAAGUAUUACAUCCCCGAGUCGAGAAGAUGAUUCAUCGUGAUCUACGCAUCAUGUCCUUCUUCGCUUCUUUGAUAAAUGCCAUUCCAACGAUGCACUGGCUCUCCUUCCCAGAUGAGGUUCAACAGUUCGGUGAGAUGAUGAAACUUCAACUGGAUAUGCGUAUCGAAGGCACCAACCUCGUCAUGUUCCGAGAGAAAUUCAAGUCCCGAAGCACCGCCUGGUUCCCAUACCCUUACCUGGACUAUACAACUCGCGAAGUGCUGGUCGAGGAAUUUGCUCAGGGUAUCCCGCUAGCCACGUUUCUGGAAAUCGGAGGAGGCGUUUACCAACAUGAGAUUGCCAAUGAAGGCCUCGAUGCCUUUUUACACAUGCUUCUAAUCGAUAACUUUGUCCAUGCCGAUCUACACCCUGGAAAUAUCAUGGUUCGGUUUUACAAGCCUAGCGAACUCGAUCUAUCCCUUCGCAAGCAUUCGCGUGCCACCGAUGCGCCGACACGAGCUGAAGUAGACGUGACCGAGUCUGUGCUUGCACGAUUACGUCCCCAUAUUGGCCAUCAAGAACAGUGGGAUUCCGCACUGGCUCAGCUUAAUAAUGAAGGAUAUCGCCCACAGCUUAUUUUCAUUGAUACCGGUCUGGUUACUGAGUUGAACGACACCAAUCGGCGAAAUUUCCUGGAUCUUUUCCGAGCCAUUGCUGAGUUUGAUGGAUAUAGAGCUGGUCAACUUAUGGUUGAGCGAUGUCGCACACCCGAACAGGUCCUCGAGCCAGAGAUUUUCGCUCUCAAAAUGCAACAUCUUGUGUUGAGCAUUAAGACACGUACAUUUGCUCUUGGAAAUAUCAAGAUUGGCGAUGUGCUGAGUGAGGUCUUAACAAUGGUCCGCGGCCAUCACGUCCGGUUCGAAGGUGACUUUGUGAAUGUCGUGAUAUCUUGCCUCCUACUUGAAGGCAUUGGGAGAAGUUUGAAUCCAGAUCUAGACUUGUUUAAGAGUGCCCUUCCUAUUCUCCGACAGCUGGGCUCUGGCGCCACCUUCUUGCAAACGGUCCGUUCAGGCGACACCUCGAUGCUUCGUGUCUGGGUUGGCUUGGAGGCUCGUGGAUUGCUGCAGGCCAGCAUUGAGAGUGUCGAGCGGUGCGUCAAGUACGAUCAGUUGUCGCCAAAUAUCUGA